Molecule: messenger RNA, 647 nt
Organism: Mollisia scopiformis
Lineage: Eukaryota; Fungi; Ascomycota; Leotiomycetes; Helotiales; Mollisiaceae
Exons: 1
Coding region: 156-647 (163 amino acids)
Source: RefSeq, a predicted model, not a curated record
UGUUCAACCGCGACACAUUAGGUACUUUAGUUCUCAAUCACGGAUUAAGUCUGUACACAAUGUACCAGAGGGUAUCAAAGAAGAUCCCCACGCAAGAAAAGACAAAACAAGACCCCCGAGUUUUCGUACAAGAAUUGUAGCCCGCGGCCAUUCAAAUGGUUACAGGUCUUCUUGCUGGAGCAAAUCAGAUACCGUUUUUUGCACAAACACUGCCAAACUUCCUUUCCAAUUCCACAAUGUGGGGUUCAUUCGCGCCACGACAGUUCACAGCCCAUUUCUUUAGCAUCUUUGCACCUGUGUAUGAGCACAUAGCACCGGUGGAUGCUGCCUCGCGCAUCUGGACGAUAGCCACGGAUGAGGAUUGGGCGUCAACAAUUGGGGAAAAUCCUCGUCACGAGCCGACUGGAACGAGCUCUAUUGAUUUCAGAUCCCUAGAUGGACGGGCAUCAGAACAUCUCUCCUCUCUCGGACAUUCACUUCUCAACCUCGCACUUCCUCAUUCUUCUACGAGUACUUUUAACGAGCUCAAUGUCGAGACAGAGAUAAGUACUUUGCAGGAUCAACUUGUUGGGGAAUUCGUUACGGAUGCUGGGAUCACUGCAGCGACAAGCGAUAUUGAGAGGUUGAAAAGAGAGAUAGAAGCAUGA